Messenger RNA from Vombatus ursinus (common wombat), 3405 nucleotides. It is a transcript of the gene ENDOG, whose product is annotated as endonuclease G. Lineage: Eukaryota; Metazoa; Chordata; Mammalia; Diprotodontia; Vombatidae. The transcript is spliced from 3 exons. Gene Ontology annotation, molecular function: metal ion binding; nucleic acid binding; RNA endonuclease activity. The record is from RefSeq and is a predicted model, not a curated record. Gene Ontology annotation, cellular component: mitochondrial inner membrane; nucleus. Bases 1 to 894 code for a protein of 297 amino acids. Gene Ontology annotation, biological process: apoptotic DNA fragmentation.
AUGCAGGCUGGCCGCUGGCUGGUCCCGGGGCUGUCCCUGGCCCUUGGGGCCGGGCUGGGGGCGGGGGCCGUGGCAUGGCUGAACAGGAAAGCCAGCCCGGGAAUGGGAGGGCUCUGGAGCCGGCUCCCCGUGCUGCCGGUGGCGGCGGCGGCGGCGGGGCCCGUGGUGCCGACGGAGGGCCCGGGCGAGCUCGCCAAGUACGGGCUGCCGGGGCUGGCGCAGCUCAAGAGCCGCGAGUCCUACGUGCUGUGCUACGACCCGCGCAGCCGGAGCGCCAUGUGGGUCAUCGAGCAGCUGAAGCCCGAGCGGCUGCGGGGCCCAGGCGACCGCCAGACCUGCGGCUUCCAGGAGGACGACUCGGUGCAUGUCUACCAUCGGGCCACCAACGCCGACUACCGGGGCAGCGGCUUCGACCGUGGCCACUUGGCAGCCGCCGCCAACCACCGCUGGAGCCAGAAGGCCAUGGACGACACUUUCUACCUGAGUAACGUGGCGCCGCAGGUGCCCCACCUAAACCAGAAUGCCUGGAACAAUUUGGAAAAGUAUUGCAGAAGAUUGACCCAAACUUAUCACAAUGUCUAUGUCUGCACCGGUCCUCUCUUCCUACCCAGGAGGGAAGCUGAUGGGAAGAUGUAUGUGAAGUACCAGGUGAUUGGCAAGAACAAUGUAGCGGUACCCACCCACUUCUUUAAGGUGCUGAUCCUUGAGGCUCCUGGAGGGCAGAUCGAGCUCCGUUCAUACGUGAUGCCCAAUGCACCUGUGGAUGAGAAUAUCCCCCUGGAGCGCUUCCUGGUUCCCAUUGAAAGCAUAGAGCGGGCCUCUGGACUGCUCUUUAUGCCCAACAUUCUCACACGGACGAGCAACCUGAAGGCCAUUGCCCCUGGGGCUAAGUGAAGGCAUUGAGGGGCAGGGCCAAGGGACCUGGAAAGAGACAGAACAAGGGCCAGUCCAGUGCAGUGAAUAGAGUAUGGGACAGGGCAAUGGGAUUUUGAAUCCUAGCUCUGCUGUUUAUUACCUGUAUGACUCUGAGGAAAUCAUUUCCCCAUCUGUAAAAUGUCAGAAUUCCUAGGGCUGGUGGAUACCUGAACAUUCCCUAUUUAUUCCUGGGCAUCUUUGGGGGCAAGAGGUUACCCUCUUGGCUAGAAGUCUCCCCCUACCCCUGCAUACCUUGGUUUGUCCUUGGGCCUGCUUCUGGGGGACAGAUCUGGCUAGGGCUUUUUCAGCUCUCUUGGGGGAGGUUUGUCUCCCCUAGUACUGUUUUAGGAGGUUCUCAGGCACCUCAUAUUAUGGUGGGAAAGUGGCACUCCCUGUGCCUUGUAUUUUGUCGAACCUACCUUUAAUAGGCUAGAGAGGUACUCCUCCAACCCCUUGAAAUAGUUUCAUCUUUGUAAUGAAGGGUUUGCUGUUGUUCCUGGGUUGUGAUCCGUGACCUACUAGACCUGGGAGGGUUCUCCUUAGGUAGGAGAAGACCAGAAAAUCCCAAGGAUUCCACAGCUUGGUGGAGUCAACCAGUGCCAUUGGGCACCUUCAUCACAUCUGUAUACAAGACUGCUGUGUUUCCAUCCCCACUGCCCACUACCUGUAGGUCUGUUGGCAAAGUUAUUUUGCCUUUUUGGGCUUCAUUUUCCCAUCUGAAAUGAGGGGGUUGGUAAGACGUUAAAAAGAAAAUACAAGAAAUUACAAUGUUGAAACAUGUAUUGUGGUAAAAAUUAUAUUUCUCAAAUUAAUCUGUAACUUCAGUGAUAGACCAAAUUACUAAGAGGAUACUUUAUGUAAUUAGAAUAACAAUUUAUGUGGAGGAUAUUACCAAGGGAUUACUUUAUAAUUGGGCAAAGUAAUAUAUUUCAUCUUGAGGAAUAAAAGGUCAAGAAUAUCUAGGAAGUAAUGAAAAAAGUAGGAAUGAAGUCAGUUUGGUAUUGUCAGAUCUCAAAAGAACACAAAGUACUGGGGAAAAAGCUUCUGGGAAAACUGGUUAGUAGUUUGGUAGCAAAUAGGUUUAGACCUGCCUGUUACACCAUAUGCUACAAUACCAAGUAGGUAAAUUGGUUAAACAAAAAAGUUGUACUAUUGACAGUUUAGGGGAGGAAGAAGAGUAAUCCUUCUCCUAACUCUUAGUAGGGGAUGAAUGUGUAACCAUGGGUGAUGCAGAUAAUACUAUGGAAGAUAAAAUAGACUACUUUGAUUACUUGAACAUUUGUAGAAUUUGUAAAAGUUUGAAAUGCAGAAUCUGCCAUGAACUUCUACAGUAUGAUUAAAAGCCACUCUCCAAUAGAUAAAUGGUUUCCCUUUUUCAGACCAUUCCCAGAAUUCUCAAACCAUUCCCAGAAUCAUUUUUGGGAACCUCCAUCAGGCCAGUUUGUUAGCUUUGACGAAUACUAUCCCCAGUAUUUUAUAGAAAUACCUCAUCUCCUCUAGAAUUUGAUCGCAUAAAACCUGAAAGACCUCUGAGUACUUAUAUCAGGUUACCCUUUGAAGGAUUCCAGAAUAAGAAUAAGAUGUGUUUGGGCUUGGUGAAUAAUCAGGCCCAGGGUGGUAAACAGUAAGUCCCCCAUAAGAGGCAGUUCCAACUUCUGCUCCAAUGCUUCCAGUGAUGAAGGGCUCGCUACAGUAUGACAUGUCAUUUUACUUUUUUUGCAUAAAAAAGAUGUGUAUGUGACCAUUUCAGGUUUGAAUAGCUCUAAAUGUUAGUUAUGUUGAUCUGAAAUCUGCCUCUCUUUAAUUUCCCACCAUUGGUUCUAGUUGCGCUUUCUUAAGCUGCAUAGAACAGCUGUUGUUCAGGGCCCAUCAGAUAAAGACGGUGAUGGUGGUUAUAUCUCUUAAAGGUUAAGCAUUCUAAUUCCUUCAACUCAUGGUUUUUUCUCAGCAUGUUCUUCUUCAUCUUGUAGACAAGCCCCAGUUUGUCAGUGUCCCUUUUAAAAUACGAGAACCAGGGAAUACCAAGGAUGGAGUAACUGGGACUUCUUAGAAGUUCAGCAGUAUAGAAAAGACAGUCUAGCACCUAGUUAGCGGAAAUGAUUGGUUAAAAUAGGAAGCUCGUAAUCGGCAGGUUUCACCCACCCCAUACCCAGGAAUAGUCCCACAAUGUCUCCUCCAUGGUAGGGGGAGUGGGAGGUUUGGGAUGGAGUAUGUUAUCUCCCACUGAAUUUGUCUAAAACCAUUGAUUUGAGGGUUAUGAAACUUGCUCUUAAAGACCUGCCCCAAAGGGAAGACAAUACUACAGAUGUCAUCUCAUCGCAAAGAACAUCACAAACUCUUUUCUGUGGGCAUUGUAUUUGUAAUUGAGGUACAAAGAAAUCUAAUUAAUGUUUUUGCUGAGCUAAUUCACAUUGUGAAAAUUUUCUCAAGUGAACUACUUAUCAAAUAACACUGCCCAUCCUGAUCAAUAAAUACCAAUCCAGCCCACUA